AUGGCGAGGGCGCUCGGGGCGCUGGUCCCCGCCCGACUGGGGGGCGUGUUUCCCAACAAGGACAUUCUUUCGUCCCUUCUGCCUCUCGCUGAGGCGUCGCUUCGCUCGUCUCUGUUGUUGCCGCCAGCGAUUCGCUCGCCCGUGGCCUCCGCGAGGGGUUUUUCCACCGGCUCUGCGCAUGCAUCGCCACUCGCCUCCGCAGCUCGCCGUGAGCUCCUCCUCCCUUCCGCCGCCGCCGCCUCGCGCCGCAGCUUCUCAGGGACUGCGAGCAGCCGGAGGACGACAGACGCCUUCUGGGUUCGAAACCACAUGGGCGUCGUGAUUGUGCCGCACCAAACUGCCUACAUCGUCGAGAGGUUCGGGAGAUACGCGCGGACGCUGGACUCGGGCCUGCAUUUUCUGAUUCCGGUUAUCGACAAAAUCGCGUAUGCGCACUCGUUGAAAGAGGAGCCGAUCGUCAUUCCGAACCAAACAGCCAUCACCAAAGAUAACGUCACUUUGCAGAUCGACGGUGUCCUUUACGUUAAAAUCUGCAACGCGUAUGAUGCGUCCUACGGUGUCACGAAUCCGAUCUACGCGGUCUCCCAGCUGGCGCAGACGACGAUGCGCUCGGAACUCGGGAAGCUCACGCUUGACAACACGUUCCUCGAGCGAGAUGCGUUGAAUCGUAGCAUUGUCCAGGCCAUCAACCAGGCUGCCAAGCCGUGGGGGGUCACCUGCCUUCGAUACGAGAUCCGCGAUAUCCUGCUGCCUCCAAACAUCCGUGCAGCGAUGGAGCGUCAGGCUGAGGCCGAGCGGAGAAAGCGUGCAGACAUCUUGCAUAGCGAGGGCGAGCGCGAGAGCGCCAUCAACCUCGCCAGGGGUCAGAGAGAAAGCGUCAUUUUGCAGGCCGAGGGAGAGGCUGCGGCUGUGCGGCUUCGCGCGGAAGCUGCGGCGGCGAGCGUGCGCAAGAUUGCAGAGACCAGCGGCGUCUCGGGGGGCAUGCAAGCGCUCAGCUUGCAGCUCGCGGACAACUACAUCUCUGCGUUCAGCAAACUAGGAAAAAGCUGCAACACGCUCGUCGUUCCAGCGAACGCCGCGGACAUCGCGGGCAUGGUCACCCAGGCUCUCACGAUUUUCAAGAGCGUGGAUGCAUCCUGUAUGUCGGACAAGUUUGAGAAGCUGAAAGUGCCUUGCGCAGGCCCCACCAUGUUUGUGCCACUCUGA
Messenger RNA from Besnoitia besnoiti, 1206 nucleotides. RefSeq names its product SPFH domain / Band 7 family protein. The record is from RefSeq and is a predicted model, not a curated record. Lineage: Eukaryota; Apicomplexa; Conoidasida; Eucoccidiorida; Sarcocystidae. Gene Ontology annotation, cellular component: membrane. The coding region runs from base 1 to 1206 and encodes 401 amino acids. The transcript has 7 exons.